CUUUAGCCAUUCCUUAUGUUAGUCCAAUGUUGGCUGAAAGUUUGGGAAAUUUACCACCUAUUUUAAUGCAAGUAGGUGGUGGAGAUAGAUUACGGGAUGCUGGAGUUUUGCUUAGUUUUAGAGCUUCUGAUCCAAGUAAAUAUCAAAUACCUAAGUAUGCUACUACUAAUUUUGAAAAUUCGCCAUUUAAGAAGCCCACAGAAGUUACACUUGAAGUUUAUGAUGAAGCAUGUCAUUGUGUUCAAUUCAUGCCCUUUGAAAAAAUUGCUUAUUUUUCAAUGCAAAGGGCUGUUGAUUUUAUUAAGCAUCAUACGCUUGAUAAAAAUAUUAAAGAUACUCCUAAUCCCGUUCAGCCAACUAUUAAUGCAAUUUCAAUUAGCCCUAAUUGCGAAAUUAGAGAAUUAGACGCAAAGUAUAUGGAAUGUUUAAAAUGGGAAAAUGCUGGUGUUUUACCAGAU
Messenger RNA from Dentiscutata heterogama, 458 nucleotides. The record is from the annotation of a GenBank genome assembly. Lineage: Eukaryota; Fungi; Glomeromycota; Glomeromycetes; Diversisporales; Gigasporaceae.